AUGGCAGAGGGCAGCAAGGUGGGGUGCUCUUGCUUGUCAUCGGCAGCCGCACAGCCCCACCGAAGCACCAGGGUGAUCGUUCUACUAAGUCGGACGCGAAUAUUGAAUAUUACUUGCGUUAAGGAUCUACUGCCAUUCUUGUUCCACAUAGAGUCACACGUUCUCGACAAACAAAAUGCUAGACUCGAGGGGUUCGUCACUGACGGCGGCUACGCCUGCGCCUCCCCCGUCUCCGCCUGCUGCGGUUACCGCGGCAAGGUCAAUCAGCUCGACCACAUGCCCAUCUCUUUCGAUUUCGAACACUUCGCCGGUUCUGUGGUUUUGUUCGGAACUUCUCAGGGCUUUCUUCUUCGCGUCGCGCAGGUGCUGUCGGCGCGGCAGUUCGAGAAGCACGCGGGGGCGGAGUCGAAGAACCAGAACGGUCACAUUCUGCUCCCCAACGGCAAGUCGCUCUACGACCUUUUCCACAAGCUCAGGGACGUGCCCGCCAAGGCGUUCGCGGAGGAGUUCCGGGCGGCCGCCGGGGUACCCAUGACUGUGCCCGCCGCCGAAGCCUCGUCUGCGCCGCAGGGGCAGCAAGCGGGCGCGCCCGCGAGCUGGGAACCCAACGGGGUUCAGGUUGACGGCGUGACGGCGGAGCCCCCUUCGGCCCCUGCGCCUGGACGGGGAGACGUGGUGAUGCUGACCGAGGAGGAGAAGGCCAGCUUGUGUCUGCUUGGUUCGAACAGGGAAAGCAGUUCCACGACUGAGUCGGACACUAUGUGCGGCGUUGAAGGGCCUGCGGCAGAACAGAUCAAAGACGAAACAGGUGGUGACCCUGUGAUGCAUGAUGUUAAAGUGAGAGUGACAGAAACGAAGUAUCAGCUAGACAGUGACCUUAGAGAUGUUAGAGGAUUGCUGUCCACUGGACUUCUUGAAGGUUUCAGGGUGACCUACAGGAAGGAUGAGGUGGAGAACGUUGGACUGAUAAAUGGACAGGGUUAUUCUUGUGGCUGCCCACAGUGUAAUUACAGUAGUAAUGGUGGUGAAAGCACUAAAACCUUUCAGUUACAUUUAAAUGAUCAUAAUGCUCCUCAUGCUAACUUCACCUUGAAAGAAUCUGCCAGCAAUGCCAUCUCAAACCAUAACUGGAGUGCAUCUAAAAGGCGGUCUGGGGGACAGUUUAGACAAGGAGGCACUGAGACUUCAACUCCAACCUUUAGUGGAAGCCCAGGCAAAGGGGUUUCUGGCCUCUCUACUGGCACCUCAGAGAAGAAAGGCAUUGAAGAAACUCGCAAUAUAUCCGUAUGUCUGCAUGAUUUCGGUUGGGAGAUACCUAAUCGCAUCUUGUUGUUGCUCAUGAUUUCUGAUCGGAUACGCAAGAUCGUUUCCGCGGAUCACGACAACCAGCAAUCAGGAAAGGCGGCCGGCGAUAACGCGAUGUGGAGCAGUGUUUCCACCAAAGAUGCUAGUCGGUCGUACAAGCUAAUUGGAGUAGUCGAAGAGUUUACUCCUUCACACUUUGAAGAACAUGCUGGCAUGGGGAGAAGACAGCAACCGUAUCACAACAUUUAUACAUCAGAAGGAUUAUCACUUCAUAACCUAGCUCUACAACUGCAAGAUCGUUUGAAUUCAAAUGGAUUUGACAAUGCUAGUGUUUCCAGCUUCAGUGACUACCCUAACCUUACAUCUUCAGGUUGUGGUAGACAACCUUCUACUACCAGUGGACCUAUUGUUCCCCUGAAACGGACUUUACAAGAAAGAGUGGUCGAAACAGAGAGUUGCUAUUUCUGUGGGUAUGGCCACACAAUGAUUGGAAAUAUCGAUCCAGACACGAUUAUCUUCUGUAACCAGUACGAGAGACCAUGCCACGUGAAAUGUUACAACAAUAGAGUUGUAAAAAAGAAGAAUACAGGUGUUUUCGCUUCUUGUGCUGCCAAGAAUGUCAAUCGCUUUCGUGCCCGUCUUCUAGAAGGACUGGAAAACUGUGAAGAGAUUACCUUCCUUAGACGGAUAAGAUCCAAGAUUUGUUGGCGACUUUUAAGUGGAAUGGACGCAAGUAGGGAUGUCAAACUCUACAUGCCUCAGGCCAUUGAUAUCUUCAAAGCUGCAUUUGUGGAAUCGACUGAUGAGCACAUUGACAUCUUCUCAGAUAUGGUUAAUGGCAAAAAUGGAGACCAAGAGAAGGAUUUCCAAGGAAUGUAUUGUGCACUGUUAACUGCAAGCAAGCAUGUUGUGUCUGCUGCUAUUCUGAAAGUGCUCAUGGAACAAAUUGCAGAACUGGUCCUUAUUGCCAUUCGUGGAGAGUGCAGAAAAAAUGUGGAAUUGAACUUGAACCAGACACUCCAUAGCUGA
Messenger RNA from Miscanthus lutarioriparius, 2334 nucleotides. The record is from the annotation of a GenBank genome assembly. Lineage: Eukaryota; Viridiplantae; Streptophyta; Magnoliopsida; Poales; Poaceae.